Messenger RNA from Rattus norvegicus (Norway rat), 2673 nucleotides. RefSeq names its product solute carrier family 49 member 4 (gene Slc49a4). The record is from RefSeq and is marked provisional. Gene Ontology annotation, biological process: transmembrane transport; pyridoxine transport. The transcript is spliced from 9 exons. Gene Ontology annotation, cellular component: lysosomal membrane. NCBI's taxonomy places the organism in Eukaryota, Metazoa, Chordata, Mammalia, Rodentia, Muridae. Gene Ontology annotation, molecular function: transmembrane transporter activity. The coding region runs from base 259 to 1695 and encodes 478 amino acids.
CCCAGCCGGCCGCGAUCUUCUACCCUUUCCACCCGUAGGGUCUCCGGCUUCUCUGCGGGGAACGUUCCUGAGCUCCCAGCAAGCAGGGUGGACCCCGCCUCGCCUCCUCCCCUCGGGCUCGGGCGGCGCAGGCGCAGCAGACGCGCCCGGGAGGCCGAGGACUAGAGCGGCUCCAGCUCCCGCUCCACCCGCCCAGUCAGCUCCCGGCUGGUCUGAGGCCACCGGGACGCGUCGGGCAGGGCAGCGGGCGGCGUCGCCAUGGGCUCGGGUUGGAGCAGCGAGGAAGAGGAGCGGCAGCCGCUGCUGGGGCCGGGACUCGGGCCUGCGCCGGGGGCUACGCGCAGGGGCCGGGAGGCGGCGGCUGUGCUGCCCGCGGCGGGCCCGAGCCCCGGGAGGGUGUAUGGGCGCCGCUGGCUGGUGCUGCUUCUCUUCUCGCUCCUGGCGUUCGCACAGGGCCUGGUCUGGAAUACCUGGGGCCCCAUCCAGAACUCGGCGCGCCAGGCCUAUAGCUUCACCGGAUGGGACAUCGCGCUCCUGGUCCUGUGGGGGCCCAUAGGCUUCCUGCCCUGCUUCGCGUUCAUGUGGCUGCUGGACAAGAGAGGUCUGCGCAUCACUGUGCUCCUGACGUCCUUUCUCAUGGUCUUGGGCACUGGUCUAAGGUGCAUACCGGUAUCAGACUUAACCCUUAAAAAACGAUUAAUCCAUGGGGGGCAGAUACUAAACGGACUGGCAGGUCCGACUGUCAUGAAUGCAGCGCCGUUCCUCUCCACCACCUGGUUCUCUGCUGACGAGCGAGCCACUGCCACCGCGAUCGCUUCGAUGCUGAGCUAUCUCGGUGGAGCAUGCGCGUUCCUCGUCGGGCCCCUGGUGGUUCCGGCGCCCAAUGGGACAGCACCGCUCCUCACUGCGGAGAGUAGCAGGGAUCAUAUCAAAGACCGAAUCGAGACUGUGCUAUACGCAGAAUUUGGAGUUGUCUGCCUAAUAUUCUCUGCCACGCUCGCUUAUUUCCCGCCUCGGCCUCCGCUUCCUCCCAGCGUUGCUGCUGCCAGCCAGCGGCUGAGUUACCGGAGGAGCUUUUGUAGGUUACUAAGCAAUUUGAGGUUUUUGAUGAUUGCUUUAGCAUACGCAAUACCACUGGGUGUGUUUGCUGGCUGGUCUGGAGUUCUGGACUUGAUUUUAACACCAGUGCAUGUUAGUCAAGUAGAUGCUGGCUGGAUUGGAUUUUGGUCCAUAGUUGGAGGCUGUGUUGUUGGAAUAGCUAUGGCAAGGUUUGCAGAUUUUAUCCGGGGUAUGCUGAAACUAAUUCUUCUCCUCCUGUUUUCUGGGGCUACGCUGUCAUCCACGUGGUUCACCCUGACCUGUCUGAACAGCGUCACCCACUUGCCUUUGACAACAGUGACACUGUAUGCCUCCUGCAUCCUCCUGGGAGUCUUCUUGAACAGCAGCGUUCCUAUAUUCUUUGAGCUUUUUGUGGAAACUGUCUACCCCGUGCCAGAAGGGAUUACCUGUGGAGUUGUCACUUUCUUAAGUAAUAUGUUCAUGGGAGUGCUUUUAUUUUUUGUCACAUUUUAUCAUACAGAGUUGUCUUGGUUCAACUGGUGCCUUCCCGGGUCGUGUCUGCUCAGUCUUCUUCUCAUUCUGUGCUUCAGGGAAUCCUAUGACAGGCUGUACCUUGAUGUGGUCGUCUCGGUCUGAGGCCACAGACUGGUGGGACUUUAAAGGGACCUCAGUACUGCACCUUUGCUUGGACUCGCACAUGCGCUGGGAGAAAAGGUGAAGAAAGGAUUCUCUCAGAGGUUCUGUUAAGUGACAGAGUCUCACGUUAAUUUAAUGACUACUAGGUAAUAAUAAUGCAGGACUCGGUGUCACGAACUCGAGGACUCGUGGACAGCACACGCGUGCUAGUGGCUCUGGGGUGGAGGUGCGAUGGCUCACACAGGAUGCGCUGCCCCGUAAGUCAUGCCCGUGUGCAUUGCACCUGUGCUAACUGAUGAGCUGAACUGCCGCAGGAAGCAUGGGCGUCAGCCCUCUGAAGAGGACUCCUCCCAGGCACACAACAGGAAUGGAGUCACCACUAACUUCUGAAGACAUCAGACCCCUGUCAGAUUUUAAUUACAAAAUAGCCGGGGUGUACCCCGGUGAUAGAAGUUAGCCCGUGUACACUACAUGUUUUUCUAAUAAACCCGUUUCUUAUACGACUCCUCAUUUUUAAUCUGGUUGGAAGCCUCUGGCUGUCCUUUGCACAGGCCCUGGCUCCUUCCCAUCCACCCGUUUCUGUGAGUAUAGUCAGUCACGCCAGCAAGGUGAGUAAAUGCCCGAUAGGGUGCCAUUAACUGUUGUGUGGAAAGCAUAACUCUGUUAGGGUUUAGCACUUUGUUAAAAAUGAAAGCCACAUGGAGCAUGUGUGUCUCCAGUACAUGUGCUGGCACAAGUGUGAAGUCCAGCGCCCACUGUAACUUACCAGGUUAGAUUGUAGUCAAACGACCCCCCAUUUGAAAAGAACAAUGUAUAACUCUGAAGGUUUGAAGAUCUGUGUGUGAUUUCUGAACUGUACCCGUGUAUUUAAUUUAGAUUGUAACAUACUCGAUUCUAAAUGAAGUCAUUGUAUUUGAUUGGACAGAUUUUUGCCAAUAACUAUUUCUUUCUAUAAAUAAUGGAUUUUUACAAAACACA